Messenger RNA from Lacerta agilis (Sand lizard), 1230 nucleotides. RefSeq lists its product as uncharacterized. The record is from RefSeq and is a predicted model, not a curated record. Bases 41 to 1084 code for a protein of 347 amino acids. The transcript has 9 exons. Lineage: Eukaryota; Metazoa; Chordata; Lepidosauria; Squamata; Lacertidae.
AGAGACUCACGCAAGCCAUGCAGAAUUGCUCUUCCGCUCCAUGCAAGUUGGAGCCCAAAUCCUCUGCACUGUGCUGCUGCUCAAACCAGGCACAUGGACCCGUAACCUAGCAAGGAUCCUCCGGAAAGUGUUUCUAGAGAAAUUCAGCCUGGUUGGAAUGAAACACAUAGACCUCACCCCAAAAGAUGUCAAGGCACUCCUCUCAUCUGAAGCUAAGCAGGACCCUGCUGCCUUGGAGGCUCACUCCAGCUACCUAACUUCAGGUUCCUCCUUGGUCCUCUGCCUUCAGCGACAAAAUGCGGUGAAGAAGCUCCUGGACUUGCUAGGCCCUGAAGACCCCAAGGAGGCUCAAGCAGCUAAUCAGUUCUUUUGGAGAGCUCAGUACGGCCACAGCUUAAUCCAUAAUGGGUUUUAUGGCUCCACAUCUUAUUGGGUUGCUGUGCGGGAUGUGAAGCUGUUCUUUCCAGAAGGGCUGUGUGUGGCUGGGCACCCGUCUCUGGACGGACAGGAGAUUUGCACUGUUGCGCCUGACCCCACAGCCUGCCUUGAGAUCGACAAACAGUACAGGCUUGUGAAAAGAGAAGCGAGAAGGCAGCUCAAUUUACCGGGCCCUGAGCAGUCACAGACUCUAGAGUGCUCUCAGCUUUCUGUGCUCUGCCAAGCCACCUGCCUGAUCCUUCCAGAGGCAUCCCUGUGGAAGGUGAGCCCCCCGCCCUACCUGGUCCUGCUGGAGCGACUGAUUGGCCAAGGCUUCCUGGUGACGGGGGCACGACUCACCACCAUGGACAAACCGCGGGCCUGCUUCAUCUCUGCAGUCCUGAGUGCGACCGACAGGGAGGCACCCGUCAUGUGCUCUCAGUUACUGAAGGGCACCUGCCUGAUCAUUGCAGCCCAGCGAGACAAUGCAGUGGUUUGCUUUGAUGCCCUGCUGAGCAGUGAUCACUGUCAGAAACAAGCUGUGUCAGAUUGCAUGAAACAACUUCUGUAUCCAAAGACUGAAAAACAGGCUGAGGAGCUUCUCUGUGUCCUCUUUGACUCUCUGACUUCUGAUAGCAGCUACCAGAUUGAAAUCCAGGAUCCCUAGCCAAGGGCCCCCUGGACAUCUGCUUGGAUCCUGCUCAUUCAUUAUUUUUAUCUUGGGGGGAACAAGGCAAAGCCAAACCCCCAAAAGAAGAACGUAUGAGUACAAGGCGCACCCACAGUUUCAAUAAUAAAGUAUAUCCUUUGUCA